Molecule: messenger RNA, 834 nt
Organism: Humulus lupulus (European hop)
Lineage: Eukaryota; Viridiplantae; Streptophyta; Magnoliopsida; Rosales; Cannabaceae
Product: LOB domain-containing protein 4-like
Exons: 1
Coding region: 1-834 (277 amino acids)
Source: RefSeq, a predicted model, not a curated record
AUGUCAUCUUCAAGCUCUCAUUCACCAUGUGCUGCAUGCAAGUUUUUAAGAAGGAAAUGCACUUUAGAGUGUGUGUUUGCACCAUACUUCCCACCUGAUCAACCACAAAAGUUCGCCUGCGUCCACAAGGUUUAUGGUGCAAGUAACGUGGCCAAGAUCCUGAAUGAGCUGCCCGUCGCUCACCGCGAAGAGGCUGUGGUCUCCCUAGCCUACGAGGCACAAGCCCGCCUUCGUGAUCCAGUCUACGGUUGUGUAGGUUUCAUCUCUGUCCUCCACAAUCGCCUCAAGCAAGUCCAGACGGAGCUCAAUGCUGCCAAGAAAGAGCUCGCCGCCUACAUUGGCCCUCAGGCAAUGAUGAUCCCAUCCUACAGCCUCUCCUCAAUGCCACCCAUGUUCGGAAUUCCCCCAAAUGUUUCUAUUGGCCAGCAGCACCAACAGUUCAUGAUUCAGGAUCCAGCCAAUCAUCAUUUGCAACAUCCAAUGUUUGUUGAGAGUGCUGCUCAGGCGCAGCAACAACAAAUGAGGUUCAACAAUGGAUUUGAUCAAAUGGGUGUGGCUUCAGUUGGAGACAUAGGAGUGGGCAUUGGCGGCGUGUUUAAUAAUCAGAUGAGCAGCAGUGGUGGCGGUGGUGGUGGUAGUGGUUCUCCUAGUCCUGCUGCUGCUGGUGUUAUGUCUCCUACCUUAAGUCUGCAAGGAAGCUUUAAUAAUAAUAUUUUUAAUAGCCAGAUGCAACCACACCAAACCACGGUACUACAUCACAAUACUCUUGACUAUCAGCUUCAAUCACAGCUUUUGCUCCAAUCUCAGCACAACUCAGAAGCCGAGGAGAGUUGA